Helianthus annuus (common sunflower) is the source of this 1709-nucleotide messenger RNA. RefSeq names its product triacylglycerol lipase OBL1. Gene Ontology annotation, molecular function: triacylglycerol lipase activity. Lineage: Eukaryota; Viridiplantae; Streptophyta; Magnoliopsida; Asterales; Asteraceae. The record is from RefSeq and is a predicted model, not a curated record. Gene Ontology annotation, biological process: lipid metabolic process. The transcript has 6 exons. The coding region runs from base 371 to 1531 and encodes 386 amino acids.
AGGAAACAAGUGGAGGGACACCUACACAUUAUCUUCCUCAUCCUUUUUCUUCUAUUGUAAACCUCAGAAAAAAAAAAAAAAAAAAAAAACAUAUUUGACCAUGGCUACAGAAGCCACCGAUACAAAAACAUGUGACAAAUCAUUUUGCGAAGAUCAUCUGCUACUAAGCCCUAAAGACGUUGGAUGACGCGAUCUGAUCACGCUUUUGUUCUCAAAAAAUAUUGCAAACCGGAAGGGUAUUGACUGUCCUGCUGGGACAACCGAAGAAACCUUUACGCUACGGUUUGUCAUCUUUAUAUCCAUUGUUGCCCAAAAGGUUCUUCUUUUACUAUACAAACCAUUGAGUUGGGUUGGCUCAGCGAUUGAAUUUAUGCCCAACUUUAUGUUAGCAAAUGGAGGCUUGUCAAAACUUCUUUUUAAUGUAGUAUCAGGAAAAAUGGUGCUUCCUAAUAAGGAGUCACCUGAGUACUUAACGACAAUUGGGCUACUGGAUAUACGAAGGGAUCUAGACAAUAGGAUCAAGCAUGAAGAUCCUAGGUAUAUAAGCGCGCUUGCCGUUAUGGCUUCUAAAUCUGCCUAUGAAAAUAAGGAACAUAUCAAAGAAACUGUCGAGACGCAUUGGAAGAUGGAGUUCUUAGAGUUCUUUGAUUGUUGGAAUGAUUAUGAAGAGGAUAACACAACACAAGGGUUCAUGUGGAGCGGAAAGAAUGGAGAUUUUGAGCUCAUAGGAGUUUGCUUUAGAGGCACAUCACCGUUCAAUGCUAAAGACUUGUCUUCUGAUGUUGAUCUAUCAUGGUACAAGCUCCCUGGCAUAGGCAAGGUCCAUGCAGGUUUCUUGAAAGCCCUAGGAUUACAAAAGAGCCAAGGGUGGCCAAAAGACAUCCAAUUAGACGAUAAAAAACCCUACGCGUACUAUGCGAUCAGAGAAAAGCUUAGAAAACGUCUUGAGAACAACCCAAAUGCUAAAUUCUUGUUAACUGGACAUAGUUUAGGGGGGGCAUUAUCAGUAGUCUUUCCAGCCAUUUUGGCAUACCAUGAUGAGACCAAUUUGCUAUCGAAACUUGAAGGGGUGUACACAUUUGGACAACCCAAGGUUGGAGAUCAUAAGUUUGGUGAAUACAUGAAAGUGGUGUUAGUAACUUAUGGUUUAACGUACCAUAGGUUUGUUUAUUGCAAUGAUUUGGUGCCUAGAGUGCCCUUUGAUAGUUCUGAUCUUUACUUCAAGCAUUUUGGUGGUUGUUAUUAUUACAAUAGCUUCUACAAGGGUCAGGUACUCGCUGAAGAACCAAACAAGAACUACUUCUCAAUAUUUGCUAUAAUACCCAUGUUUGCAAAUGCAUUUUGGGAGCUGUUGAGGAGCUUCAUCAUGUAUUAUCAAAAUGGACCAGAAUACUAUGAAACCUAUACUUGCAAAGGCUGGAGAGUGAUCGGACUUUUGAUUGCAGGAUUGUCUGCCCACGGUCCAACAGAUUACGUUAAUCUUACUAGGUUGGGAUCACCUAAACUCUGCAUGACUUCAUUGGCAAAUUAGUCAAACAAGGGUGUUAAUUAAGUGAUGGCAAUUAGGCGUAACAUAACAAAUUUGCUGUAAAAAGUAACCAGAAAUACCUUAGUCUCUAUUUUUUCAUCAAAGUAGGUAACUUGUCAUCUCAAAACUAAUUAAAUGAAAUUUUUAUUUCCUAUUGUAAUUGAAAAAACCAAUUUUCUUA